This is a messenger RNA of Achroia grisella, 2140 nucleotides long. RefSeq names its product RNA-binding protein Pasilla (gene pasilla). The transcript is spliced from 11 exons. Gene Ontology annotation, cellular component: cytoplasm; nucleus. Gene Ontology annotation, biological process: mRNA splicing, via spliceosome; regulation of alternative mRNA splicing, via spliceosome. Gene Ontology annotation, molecular function: mRNA binding. Lineage: Eukaryota; Metazoa; Arthropoda; Insecta; Lepidoptera; Pyralidae. The record is from RefSeq and is a predicted model, not a curated record. The coding region runs from base 246 to 1934 and encodes 562 amino acids.
ACCGCAGUAUCGCCAAACGUUCAUAAAACGUUUAGACGUAACACCUUAUAGUGUAACUUCUCUCCUUAUUUUAGUCUUUAGACCAUACAAAAUCCUCAAUUUUCUUUGUUUUAAGUUGUUUAAGUGUCAAGUGUAACAUAUGAUGUUUAUAUAAUGCAAAGUGCCGCAUCAGUAUACGCAUUCUGAAGCAAUUACGUAAUGGGAAUUAUGCUAGAGAAGUUUAAAGUUUUGCCCUGAAAUUCAACAUGGCCGCUGACACAGGAAUGGAUACUUGCCCUAGUCCGGAAAUCACGGACUCAAGGAAACGACCCCUUGACGGCGAUUCAGAAAAUGGUGAUAUCAAGAGAUCGCACUUCAGCUCCGUGCAAGACUUGGUGACGGCCUUGCCACUGGCCAACGGCCAUGGCAAUAUUACGUCUCAUUUCGCGGUGGAGCCCACAUACCACUUCAAGGUGCUCGUGCCCUCAAUGGUGGCUGGUGCCAUCAUCGGCAAAGGUGGCGAGACCAUUGCUCAACUACAGAAGGAGACCGGGGCAAGAGUCAAGAUGUCCAAGUCUCACGACUUCUAUCCGGGUACUACUGAGCGGGCGUGCCUCAUCACCGGCUCCGUGGAAGGAAUCAUGGUGGUGCUGGACUUCAUCAUGGAGAAGAUCAAGGAGAAGCCCGAGCUAGUGAAGCCGUUCCCCGAGGGGGUCGACACUAAAAUGCCCCAAGACAGAGACAAACAGGUGAAGAUACUGGUGCCGAAUUCAACCGCUGGUAUGAUAAUCGGCAAGGGUGGUAACUACAUCAAGCAGAUCAAGGAGCAGAGCGGAAGCUACGUACAGAUCUCGCAGAAGGCCAAGGAGCUGUCGCUGCAGGAGCGGUGCAUCACAGUUGUGGGUGACAAGGAGAACAACAAGAAGGCCUGCGUGAUGAUCCUGCAGAAGGUGGUCGACGACCCGCAGUCGGGGUCGUGUCCGAACGUGUCGUACGCGGACGUGGCCGGCCCCGUCGCCAACUACAACCCCACCGGCUCCCCGUACGCGGUGCCCACCACCGAGGUGACAGAGGGUCACGCGCUGGGCGGGUCGGUGGGCUCGGUGGGCUCGGUGCUGGUGAACGGCGCGGCGGCGGCGGCGGCCGGGCUCGCCGCGCUCUCACUCACGCUCUCGCUGGCCCCGCCCGGCGCCCAGCAGCCCGCGCCCAUCACGCAGCACAUGCUCGACCACAUCAAGGUGGCUCUGCGGCAGUCGGGCUACUCGGAGGCGGGCAUCAACGAGAUCAGCACGGCGCUGGCGCUGCUGGUGAAGCACGGCGUGCUCGGACUAGCGCUGCCCGCGGCGCUGCCCGCCACGCCGCUGUCGGCCGCCUACUUCCCGCUGCCGGCGCAGGACCCGCCCGCAGUCUUCGGGCCCAUCGGACAAGUCGGCCUCGACGGCAGCGCACACCAGCGGGGAUUAUAUGGCGCGGCGGGCGGGCGCGGCGGCUCGUUAGAGCGUUUCGCGGAGGUUGCAUUCGAGGCGCUUCGCCCCCCAGCCGUGGCGCCCAUCUCGCUGUCGGCCGGCGUGGGCGGCGUGGGCGGCGUGGGCGCGGUGGGCGCGGUGGGCGGCGUGGGCGGCUUCCCGUCCGCCUCGCUGCUGCCGCUCUCCAAGAGCCCCACGCCCGCCGACGCCGGCGCCAAGGACUCCAAGAACGUCGAGAUUGCGGAGGUCAUCGUCGGCGCCAUACUCGGCCCCGGCGGGCGCAGUCUGGUAGAGAUCCAGCAGAUGUCCGGCGCCAACAUCCAGAUCUCUAAGAAGGGCACGUUCGCGCCGGGCACGCGCAACCGCAUCGUGACCAUCACGGGCACCCCGACCGCCAUCAGCAGCGCGCAGUACCUCAUCGAGCAGAAGAUCCAGGAGGAGGAGCUGAAGCGCACCCGCCACAACGCCAUCUCCGGCCUGAUGCAGUAACGCUGCCGCGUGACGCCGCGCUCUAGCGUAGUAUGUAGUUCUAGUCACGCCGCCCACGCACGCGGAGCGAGAGGAGUGGCGCGAGUUACCUGACUCUAGUUAAGGAAAGUUUUACUUUGUUUUGGUUACGCCGAACGUUACGCAGCUCUCGGGACGGGCCGGCGGCGACUCGCGGCCGGUCAGCGGUCACCGGCCGUCUCAAGGGC